AUGUGUCUCAUUCGCUUCUUUGUGCAGACCUCAUCUCGACCCAACCAAGUUGGCGCAAGCUUUUCCAGCCGUCGCGGCCAUUCCAACAAGCUGUCCAUAUCAGAUCCGAGCCACCACGUAACAGAAGCCAUCGGCACGUUGUACGAUGACGAGGAUGACGAUUCAUCGCUCGACCAGCCCCACCGACAUUCCGUCGGCGGGCGACCGCUCAGCUUCAUGCAAACCCCAUACACCGAGCAACUAACCAGGGGAGCCACGCCCAACAACUCGGAAACGCGACCCUCUCUCGAACGAUCGACGUCCGACAACACAGGGUUCCUAAGCCCCAAUUCCGCCAACACUGCCAACGCUGCCAACGCCGCGCUAAAGAAGGCCCAGACGAUGCCCACCAGGAUCCCGAAUCGCCUAAGCACGUCCUUCGAUUCGAGCGGCAUGCCGCCGCUGUCACCGACCCUAUCACUAAAGGAUGUGCAGGCCGACCCCGCCACGUCUCAGUUUGCCCUGACGAAUAUUGACAAUCCAAAUGAUAUCGCCCAGGAGCUCAGUAAUCUCCAGGCUCUCAGGAGGAUGUCGAUGGAUGUGGGGAACAACAAUGACCCUGACAUGCUACCCUUUUCGGCCAUGUCCCUCAUGGCCAUGCCUUCCAUUGCUCCUUCGGGCGGCGACGACGAGGCCGACCCCUCCAGGUUAUUAUGGGUACCUGCUAGGGUCCACCCUGAGUUGGCACCCAUGGAGUUCAAGUCCUUUUUGGAGAAGAGGGUACAGUCUAUCAAAAGGAGGUCUGCGAGCGAGUCAUCCCUGUCGGAGGAUGACGGCUUAGCCCGUAGCAACUCGGCUGGUUUGAGGAGGAAGAAAUCCAUGCUGUCGAGGCAGAUCGACCCCUCUGGAGCCAGCGGAGGCUCAGGCUUUGUAGACGGUGCCGAGAGGCUAGGGCGCCAGGGUAGCGGUCGAUCGACGCCGGAGUUAACUAUUGACGAACUGGUCAAGGACCCGAGCAAGGUCGUGCAGAAACUCACCCAGGAGUCGAAGAUGCAAGAACUCGGUGCGGAGUCCAACAUCGAAGAUAUGCCCAUCCUGCCGAUGCCGCCCGGUGCGGGGCUGCGAAGAUCAACCCGAACGCAAUACAGGAAAGGGGGAAGUUUACGCAGUAACAAACUUCCAUUUUCGAAACGCAUCGCUUCACGGCAAGCCGAGGCAGCUGAGGCAGCAGGUGACGAUGGUCAGCUCCCACCUCCAACGGCACCGCCGGGCCACGGCCUCUCUCGAACGCAGUCAGAGCCAAUCUCUGAAAAUUACUCACGACCAAACCGCCCUUUGCGGAGACAGCACAAACUCUCCCAAGAUUCAGGGUCGCCAAUCACUGCAUCACCUACCACAGCAGACGCAACAACACCAACCGCGAAAGAUGCCACUGCCUCUUCACAAAACCGUACAUUCCAGGUUGACGGAACCAGCAGCCCAGUUCCCCAAAUAAUAGAAACACCUCCCGAGGAGACUCUCUCUACUACACAACGCUUCCCCCAAAGAUCAUCCUCCCAGAAAGCCGGAGCCCAGAUGCUCACAACCCAACCUCAACAACAACAACAGAUUAAGCAACAGCAGCAGCAGCCGAUAAUCCCCGAUGAGCCACCAGCGAAAUCAAGCAAACGUCAAGCAGUUGCGCGACAAGCUCAAGCAUCUCCGCAGUCCCAGGCAACCAAGACCGCCUCGAGCCCAAGCGAGAUGAGCCCCAACUCCACCCCGGUUCUCGCCGAUGGCCGAUCCAGCCGAACCGACACCCUCACCUACAUCCCGACCUACACUGGAGACGACAAGAAGCACGACAGGAAGAGCAAGCGAGACAAGGACGACGACGCCGGCAGUACGACCUCCUCCAAGUCGGGCUGGAAGUGGUUCAAGGGGGACGACAAGAAGAAGAAGGACGACGACCAUAAGAAGUCCAAGAGUAAAGGGUUCGUGGAGAGCAAUGUGCGCCUCGACGUCAUCCAGACAUCUAUUGAAAAUGCUGUAUCCAAGGGCCGCGAGAGCCUCCUUCUCGACAGGGACAGCCCGGACAACAACAAAACCAACGAAGAUAGGAAGAAGGAAAGCAACCGCAAGUCCGACUCCAGGAAAGAGAAGGACGGCAACAUAUUUUCCAGCCUGUUCGGCGGCAGCAAGAAGAAAAGCGAAAAGGAAAGCGGCAAGAAGAGCCACAGUCGGAAAGUCUCCGAGGAGCCCCCUUACCGACCGCUACGACCGGACAUGGACUACCCGUGGACUCGAUUCCCCCUCUUGGAGGAGCGCGCCAUCUACCGCAUGGCCCACAUCAAGCUCGCCAACCCGCGCAGGUCGCUGCAUAGUCAGGUCCUGCUCAGUAACUUCAUGUACAACUACCUCGCCAUCGUGCAGGCCAUGCAUCCGCAGAUGCAGAUCCCCGUUUCCCCGCAGCAGAGGCGGCUCGAGGAGGAGCGGAGGAGGAAGGAGCAGGAGAAUCAGUAUCUUGCGGAGCAACAGCAGCAGAUGCAGAUGCAGGGUAAUCAGGAUAGCAUCGACCGAUAUACAUUUGACUACCAUAGGGAUGCAAACCAGGCGCAAUAUGGCGAGGCGCAUGCUGCAGACGAGAGCGUCGAUUAUAUGGAUGACACUCAUAUUUAUGACUACGAUGAGCACAGCGAUCAGAAUGAUCCGAGGGAUCAUGGGAACUCUUACGGUGGCCAUGAUGGCAACUAUGGACAGCAGCAGGGAGGCAAAGACUACUACGCUUACGGGAACAAGCAGGAUGGUGACGACAGUCGAAGGGGGGAUUUGUGGUAG
Scedosporium apiospermum is the source of this 2796-nucleotide messenger RNA. RefSeq lists its product as uncharacterized. Gene Ontology annotation, biological process: positive regulation of G2/M transition of mitotic cell cycle; establishment of cell polarity. The record is from RefSeq and is a predicted model, not a curated record. Gene Ontology annotation, cellular component: cell septum; cytoplasm. Bases 1 to 2796 code for a protein of 931 amino acids. The transcript is spliced from 2 exons. Lineage: Eukaryota; Fungi; Ascomycota; Sordariomycetes; Microascales; Microascaceae.